GCCCACCCUCGCUGUUUUGAUGUGGAGAACCACAUUCGUACUUCAGCAGAGCAGCACUCCGGUGGCGGUUGCAGAGGGGCAAUUUGGGUAUCUCCUCGAUCUCUUCUGACGAAUAGGGUAAUCUGAGGAGAACGUCGCAGGGGGAAUAGAGAGAGAGAGAGAGGAUUUGAGAAAGAUGGUUACUCUGGCUGCUCGGCAGGGAAGACAGCUUCAGCGAUAUAGCAGCACCGGAGGCCGGCUUGUUGUCGGAUGCAUUCCGUAUAAAUUUGACGUGAACUGCUCGAGUAAUGAUCUGCUUCAUUCUUUGGAGGUUCUUGUGAUCAGUUCUCAGAAGGGAUACGGAAUGAUGUUUCCUAAGGGUGGGUGGGAAAGUGACGAGACAGUGAAACAAGCAGCCUCGCGAGAAGCUUUAGAGGAAGCUGGUGUGCAAGGAAAUGUAGAGCGAAGACUCGGUAAAUGGAAGUACAAAAGCAGUACACAGGCCAUAAAUGAGAGUGUAAUGUUUCCACUGAAAGUAACCGAGGAACUAGUCCAUUGGCCUGAGAUGAGUGCUAGGCAGCGCAAAUGGGUCUCUGUGGAAGAAGCAAGGGAAGGAUGUAAACAUCCAUGGAUGAGAGAAGCCUUGGAUAGAUUAGUGAGGCGACUUUCAAGUUUGAUCCGCAAUCGAAAGUCUGCUACAGUGGCAUAAUGCCAUAAGAAGGAAUUGUAAUUGCCUGUAUAUAAUUUUGCUUUUAUCGGCAUACUUAGAAUUGAACCAGGAAUGAAAUAUCAUGAGUGGUGAUGUGUAUUAGCCAUGAAUUCCAAAUCAAAAAACUUGAAAGAUAUAUAACUGAAUUCUUUUUAGCAAAUAGUUUUAGGAUAUCAAUUCUUUGUUUCUGCUUUCUUGGCACCCUUUUUCUGACCUGCAAAAUGUAGUAAAAUUUUCUUUUCUAGAUUA
Messenger RNA from Dendrobium catenatum, 937 nucleotides. Its product is annotated as nudix hydrolase 17, mitochondrial. The record is from RefSeq and is a predicted model, not a curated record. Gene Ontology annotation, molecular function: pyrophosphatase activity. Lineage: Eukaryota; Viridiplantae; Streptophyta; Magnoliopsida; Asparagales; Orchidaceae. The transcript has 5 exons. Bases 176 to 688 code for a protein of 170 amino acids. Gene Ontology annotation, cellular component: cytoplasm; nucleus.